AUGACUUCUUCCAACCCCGACCAGCGCCUGGAGCAUCUGCUAAGCGCCGUGGAGAGCGAGUUUCAGAAGGGCAGCGAGAAGGGAGACGCGUCCGAGCGGGACAUCAAGCUCAGCCUGGAGGACAGCGACCUGUGGUCAAAGUUUAAAGAGUUAACCAACGAGAUGAUAGUCACCAAAACGGGAAGGAGAAUGUUUCCCGUGUUGAGGGCCAGUGUCACGGGCUUGGACCCUAACGCCAUGUAUUCCGUGCUGCUGGACUUCGUGGCCGCGGACAACAACCGCUGGAAGUACGUGAACGGAGAGUGGGUUCCUGGCGGGAAACCAGAGCCCCAGAGCCCCAGCUGCGUGUACAUUCACCCGGACUCACCUAACUUUGGAGCGCACUGGAUGAAAGCUCCCGUGUCGUUCAGCAAAGUCAAGCUGUCUAACAAACUCAACGGCGGUGGACAGAUCAUGCUGAAUUCUCUGCACAAGUAUGAGCCAAGAAUUCACAUUGUGAAAGUUGGAGGCAUUCAGAAGAUGAUUAGCAGCCAGUCCUUUCCAGAGACACAAUUUAUUGCUGUCACAGCGUAUCAAAAUGAAGAGAUCACUGCUCUUAAGAUCAAGCACAACCCUUUUGCCAAAGCUUUCUUGGAUGCCAAGGAAAGGAGUGAUCACAAAGAGGUUCCAGAUCACAGCGCUGACAACCAGCAGUCUGGUUACUCUCAACUUGGUGGAUGGUUCCUGCCUGGCCAGACUCCGAUCUGCCCCAGUAGCAGCCCACCUCAGUUCAGCAGCUCAGCAGGACACUCCUCUGGCUCUUAUUGUGAACGAUACUCCACUCUGAGGAACCACAGAGCCGCUCCAUACCCCAGCCACUACUCCCACCGUACAUCCAGCACAAACAAUUACAUGGACAACACCUCAGGAAGCUUGCCUACUCAUGACAGCUGGUCUGCUCUUCAAAUCCCCAAUUCGUCAGGCAUGGGCACUCUGUCCCACACCACCAACUCUACAACUAACUCAAGUCAGUAUCCCAGUCUGUGGUCAGUGGCCGGCACCACCCUCACCUCCUCUGGUUCUGCAUCAGGCUCUAUACCAGGUGGUCUGACCUCCCAGUUCCUAAGGGGCUCCUCAUACACCAGCCUGAGCUCAUCGCUGCCAGUCUCCUCGCCUUCAUCCAUGUAUGACCCCAGCCUGGGUGAAGUGGGCGUGGGCGAAGCCCAGUUUGAAAGCUCCAUUGCCCGACUGGCUGCUACCUGGGCGCCUGUGGCUCAGAGCUACUAA
Molecule: messenger RNA, 1266 nt
Organism: Boleophthalmus pectinirostris (great blue-spotted mudskipper)
Lineage: Eukaryota; Metazoa; Chordata; Actinopteri; Gobiiformes; Gobiidae
Gene: tbxta
Product: T-box transcription factor Ta
Exons: 7
Coding region: 1-1266 (421 amino acids)
Biological process (GO): heart morphogenesis; cell fate specification; regulation of transcription by RNA polymerase II
Cellular component (GO): nucleus
Molecular function (GO): DNA-binding transcription factor activity, RNA polymerase II-specific; RNA polymerase II cis-regulatory region sequence-specific DNA binding
Source: RefSeq, a predicted model, not a curated record